AUGACGGUAGAAAGCAAUGAGCAUUUCGUACUAAUGCAUGGAGGCUGCCAUGGAGCUUGGAGUUGGUACAAACUCUCGAUGUUGCUCACAUCAUCCGGCCACCAAGUCACGGCCAUUGAUCUUGCCGCUUGUGGGGUCCACCCGAAGCAAAUUAACGAGAUUGGCUCAUUCCACAACUAUACUCAACCGUUGAUGGAUUUGAUGGCUUCUCUUCCACCCCACAAAAGGGUGAUCCUAGUGGGCCACACCUUCGAUAGUGUUACCCUUUCUCUAGCUAUGGAGGGAUUUCCAGAAAAGAUCUCGGUGGCCAUUUCCGCCACUGCCAUGAUGCUGAGUCUCGCAUCUCCACCAUCCAUUAUCGUGAAAGAGGGUAGAUAA
Molecule: messenger RNA, 378 nt
Organism: Magnolia sinica
Lineage: Eukaryota; Viridiplantae; Streptophyta; Magnoliopsida; Magnoliales; Magnoliaceae
Product: polyneuridine-aldehyde esterase-like
Exons: 2
Coding region: 1-378 (125 amino acids)
Biological process (GO): jasmonic acid metabolic process; salicylic acid metabolic process
Molecular function (GO): methyl jasmonate esterase activity; methyl indole-3-acetate esterase activity; methyl salicylate esterase activity
Source: RefSeq, a predicted model, not a curated record